AUGCCGAAGGCACUGGUUUUGCCAGAAGGGAAGGGACUGCCCGAAGUUGAUGGACUACCAGAAGGCGAGGGAAUACCAGAUGGCGAGGGACUACCCGAAGGCGAGGGACUGCCCGAAGUUGAUGGACUACCAGAAGGCGAGGGAAUACCAGAUGGCGAGGGACUACCCGAAGGCGAGGGACUGCCCGAAGUUGAUGGACUACCAGAAGGCGAGGGACUACCAGAUGGCGAGGGACUACCAGAUGGCGAGGGACUACCCGAAGGCGAGAGACUACCCGAAAGCGAGGGACUACCCGAAGGCGAGGGAUUGCCAAAAGAUCCGACAUUAGCAAAGGGUCCACUGCCGGUAGGAGUUCUGGCGUUAUCAAAAGGCCUAGUGGUUGCGGACGGCCCUCGACUGGCAGGUGGCCCGGUACUUGCAGAUGGCCCGGUACUGGCAGAAGUUCCGGCACAGGCAUUUCCGGCGUUCAGAGGUCUAGCAGUACCCCUUCUGGAAUGA
This is a messenger RNA of Penicillium atrosanguineum, 498 nucleotides long. RefSeq lists its product as uncharacterized. The transcript has a single exon. The coding region runs from base 1 to 498 and encodes 165 amino acids. The record is from RefSeq and is a predicted model, not a curated record. NCBI's taxonomy places the organism in Eukaryota, Fungi, Ascomycota, Eurotiomycetes, Eurotiales, Aspergillaceae.